Daldinia vernicosa is the source of this 1024-nucleotide messenger RNA. RefSeq names its product alpha/beta-hydrolase. The transcript has 2 exons. The record is from RefSeq and is a predicted model, not a curated record. Lineage: Eukaryota; Fungi; Ascomycota; Sordariomycetes; Xylariales; Hypoxylaceae. The coding region runs from base 108 to 902 and encodes 264 amino acids.
CCUAACCUAACCUCCUCCCAACCUAACUGCUAACCUUUAUCUUUCCACUGCCAACAAGAAAUCAAAGCAAACUGCUAUCGUAAACAACAUAGCAUAUAAAAGCCAGCAUGUCGUCUAACAAUUUACCCGCAAUUGUCCUCGUUCCAGGUGCAUUCGGAACCCCUGACGGUUUCGAAAAGCUAUUGCCAUAUCUCAAAGACGCGGGAUAUACAACACAUCCAGGACCGUAUCCCAGUUGUGACCCUCCGGAUCCAAGCACCGCAACUUGCCAGGAUGAUAUCGCUUCACUCCGCGAUAACAUUCUUCUCCCUCUUCUAGAUCAGCAACAGAAGGAUGUCGUUAUUAUAGCACACUCGUACGGCGGCGUAGUAGCUGGAGGUGCAGCUAAAGGGUUUGAUAUCCAGACACGCAUAACCAAAGGUCAGGCUGGCGGUAGAAUUAUUGGGCUAAUCUAUGUGGCCGGCAACAUCGCGCUCGAAGGUGAAUCCUUAUUUGAGGCAGUUGGCGGGAAACACCCACCAUUCAUCAAGAUGAACAAGCCGUCCGAGGGUCUUGCCCUUAUCGAACCAGCCAUGGAUAUCUUAUAUAAUGAUUGCGAUCCUGCCCUAGCCUCCGAACUUGAUAAGUACAUGAAGCCGCACGCGCUCAUGGCAUUCGACAUUAAGGCUACAGCGCCGGCCUGGGCAGAUAAGGGGUUUGACGGAAGAAGGGCCUACGUGCGCACGAUGAAGGACUGCUGCAACCCUUCAUGGCUACAAGAUCUUUGGCUUGAAAAAUCAAAGGUAAAGUGGGAAGUAGUUGACUUCCAAACAGGGCACAUGCCAUUUGUCAGCCAACCUAAGGCUUUGGCGGAGCAGAUUGUGAAGUUUAUCAAUGAGUUUAUAGCUUUACGGGAUCCCUGAACCAAUAUUACGAAGUCAAAAGGUGAUCUCUCCAUAACAUAUACAAGAGAAGGACAUAGUGUAUAAUAACCUACACGUCUCAGAAACUUGAUUUGAGCAGCUACCUAAAUUUUACCAUGCCU